AUGGGGCUGCACCCCAAUUUUCCAAUGCCGUAUAUGAUGCCACAAAAUUUUGGCAUGCAAUACCCAUACAACCAUCCUUAUAUGCCAUAUGGCUAUCCACCAGUCACUGGAAAUAGCUAUGUUCCAGGCCACAUGAAUGAUCCAAGCACAGAUCCGACUAUUGAUCCAAACACACCCCGUUUCAGUAGCGGAUCGACUGAUAUUCCAGAAUUUUCCACCCAGAUUUCGUUGGAAACUGCUGGAGGGGAUACUCCCCAUAGUUUUCUACCACCAACUCAACAAUCAGCCAAGAGAACAAGUUACGAUACUUGGAGCACCGAGGAGAACAAAAUCUUACUAACGGCUUAUUUUCAUGUUAGCAAUGACAGUGAAUUGGGGAUAAAUCAAAAGGGCGAUACUUUCUGGGGUAAAAUUACAGACUAUGUGAACGAGCGCACACAAAGUGGGAAACAGAGGACUUCAGGGCGGUGUUCUGCUCAUUUUCGACAUUUGAAUAAAAAGAUAAGCAGCUUUGUUGGUUGUUAUCGUGCUGCAUGCAAGGAGAGGCGAAGCGGUUGGUCCGAUGAGAAUUACAUAUCCAAGGCUGUAGAGUUGUACCAAGAGAAUGAAAAUGCGAGGUUUACGUUGUUGGAUGAGUGGAAGCUAGUUCGUCAUCAACCAAAAUAUAUGACAGGAGCAAAUGAAUCUGGCAGUAGUGGAUCUAAAAGAAAAAGUAGUGGUGAGGACGUUGAAUCUCCUUUCCCCUCACUUGUACGUCCAGAGGGGAGAGAUGCAUCGAAGAAGAAAUCUAAAGCUUCCUCAAGUAAAGCAUCCACUUCUAGAAAAGCAAAAUUCUCCAUUGAAGAGGAGUUGUCGAAAUUAACCUCUAAGAAUGACAACAUUGAACAGAACAUGGCUAAUACUGUUUCCGCCAUGCUGGAGUUUGCUGCAGGUCAGAAGGAAGUUGCACGUAUUGAGAAGAUGAAAAUGUGGAUGAUCUUGAAGAACAAAGAAGAUCGGGAUGAUGAAGAUGAAUAUGCAUAUAGGAUGUUGAAGAAGGAGUUGUUUGAAGAAAAAUUUGCAUAA
This is a messenger RNA of Asparagus officinalis (garden asparagus), 1065 nucleotides long. RefSeq lists its product as uncharacterized. The coding region runs from base 1 to 1065 and encodes 354 amino acids. The record is from RefSeq and is a predicted model, not a curated record. NCBI's taxonomy places the organism in Eukaryota, Viridiplantae, Streptophyta, Magnoliopsida, Asparagales, Asparagaceae. The transcript has a single exon.